Cryptomeria japonica (Japanese cedar) is the source of this 2070-nucleotide messenger RNA. RefSeq lists its product as uncharacterized. The transcript has 2 exons. Gene Ontology annotation, molecular function: amino-acid racemase activity. The coding region runs from base 347 to 1384 and encodes 345 amino acids. Lineage: Eukaryota; Viridiplantae; Streptophyta; Pinopsida; Cupressales; Cupressaceae. The record is from RefSeq and is a predicted model, not a curated record.
CGGUAAUGACCAAAAAAAUCACCUUGAUCAGCCCAAGUACUAGUAGAUACUAGAGGUAUUUCUUUAUCUAUAUAUCUACACAAAUGAUUGCAUUCUCUCUAUUCUAUAUUCAGACAGACAAGCAGAAGAAACAGGGUAGUUUUCCUAUAAAUUUUAUUGAUUUGAAUUCUGUUUACCAUAGACUUGCCAGAUGGGCCAGUCAUCUUAGGAAGGGCAGGGCAUUAUACCUAUCAAUCUUCAGAAAUUAAAAAAAAACUGUAUAUCAGUCCGGUACCGUUGUUAACAGCGUAAUAUAAUACAGUCCGAGGCCAUUUGUACAGUUGGGUGGGGCUUCUUUAAUGGGAUCAUGAGUAUGCAAUACAUUCCUAUGACUGCACUGCAUUGGCCAUCUUCGAUCUGCAACACUACUGACCCACAGCAGGGCUGGAGAUCGAUUCUCACCAACCACAAGAAGAAGAAAAAGAAGCAUCUGCUCUUCCAACUGAAAGGAGGAGGACGAGUAAAAGGCCAUGCCCUCAUUCUAUCUGCCACAAAAUCUUCUCUGUUACCUGAAACAGAAGAAGAGAGCGAGAAGACACCUGCCGAUGCCAAUCGCUGCUCCGCACGACUGGUCUCGGGUUCGAGCCGUAUCCUUCAUCAGCCCAAUACGGUGGGGAUUAUCGGGGGCGUUUCCGAUCUAUCUACAGCAGACUUCAUGCGAAAGCUCUUCAAACAGAGCUCUGAAGAGUCGGAAGGAAGCAGCCUGCCUGUGUUGCUGUGCAGUGAUCCUCAGCUGAAACAGGAACUCAGUUUGGGAAUCGAACUGCGGUCUUCUAGGAAGAAAGGGGAUCGUGUUUCUAAUGUUCUCAAGGAGAAAAUUCUGUUUCUUGAGGGCGCCGGGGCGUGUUGUAUUGUUAUGCCUUGCCAUGUUUCACAUGCGUGGUAUGAGGAGCUUUCACAGGUUUGUUCAGUUCCUUUUCUGCAUAUGGGCGACUGUGUGGCGCAGGAGCUCAAGGAAGCGAAUCUCAGGCCCAUCGAGACGGGAAGCAAUGUCAAGAUUGGCCUUCUUGGGACCGAGAACACCAUGACAGCUGGGUUUUAUCAGGACAGGCUUAGUAAACAGGGUUUUGAGGUUGUUGUACCUGAUAAAGCAACCAUGGAGCAUGUAGUGUUGCCAGCCCUUGAGGCAUUACAUAGGAAGGACAUGGAAGGGGCAAGAAUUUUAUUGAGAAUUGCAUUACAGGUUCUUUUGGUGAGAGCUGUAAGUAUGGUGGUUCUGGCAUCUUAUGAUAUGCAUUCCCUUUUAGCUCCAGAUGAUCCACUUCUUAAAAAAUGCAUUGAUCCGAUUGAUACUCUUGCAAGGGCUACUAUAAAUUGGUCACACUCUGCAAGGAACAUUACAUAAAGGUUGUUCAAUUCUAUUCAUGUCCAGGUUUCAUUGGUUUCUUAACGCUAUUAAGUAUUAAGAAUCAUGUUUCGAGGUUGCAUUUCAAGGAAUAACGAAAUAACAGUCAUUGACUAUUAGCAACCCUCUAAAAAUUCCUGUAUACCUACGCGGUGCCUGUGGUACAUAUGCCCACGAUAUAGGUGCCUUCCAUACAUUUUGGGUUCAUGCUCAUUAUGCGAUUUACAUGUUGCCAUACUAUCUGAGAAUUUGUGCUCCUAUGUAUUUCCAGAAAUCUCAGUUUAGCUAAGCUUGGGGACAAUAUUUUGUAAUUUAUGAAAGCAGGAAAUACUUUUGAAAUGCAGCAGAAUAUGAUAAUACUUGUGGCAUGAUGUCAAAAUGAGGUGCAGACUGUAGAUAAAAAUAGGGAUUUAGUUCAUUUCCUCCAUUAUGUUGUAUGUUGUUGUAAAUAACCCUUUUGCUGUUCUAUGCUUUGUAAAUCUGCGAGUUAAGCCUUUCAUGCAAUUUGUCAUUGCAUGCCAAGCCUUUCAAGUUUUCUUUUCCACUCUAGAUUUGGUAGCUUUCUAAGAUAGUCUUCCUUCCUGUAUUUUCAUGACUGGCAGAGCCUCCGAGGCUCAUAUAAAGAUAUCACAUCCUUUGUUAUAAGUGUUACUACAAUGAAUAUAUAUGGAACUUUUUUAUUGUUA